Lachancea mirantina is the source of this 1539-nucleotide messenger RNA. The record is from the annotation of a GenBank genome assembly. NCBI's taxonomy places the organism in Eukaryota, Fungi, Ascomycota, Saccharomycetes, Saccharomycetales, Saccharomycetaceae.
AUGCCAAAAUCGCCCCGUAUGAUCAACUUUCUGAAUUUCAAUCAAAAUGGAUCGUGCAUAUCAAUGGGUACUUCUGAUGGGUUUGAAAUAUUCAAUUGCGAGCCGUUUGGCAAAUUUUGUUCUGAUGAGACAGGUGGGUAUGGGAUCGUGGAAAUGCUGUUUUCGACAUCACUGCUGGCAGUGGUGGGAGUAGGAGAUCAGCCGGCGAUGUCGCCAAGACGUUUGCGCAUAUUAAACACGAAGCGACACUCGACGAUAUGCGAAGUUACUUUCCCGUCUACAAUUCUAGCUGUCAAAAUGAACAGAUCUAGACUUGUAGUACUUUUGCAAGAUCAAAUUUACAUAUACGACAUUAGCAACAUGCGGCUGUUACACACAAUCGAAACUACCAGCAACUCGAACGGACUUGUCACCAUUUCUCCAUCUCUAGAAAGCAACUACCUCGCGUAUCCAUCCCCGCCAAAGAUAAUAAAUUCGGAGAUCAAAGGCCUUGCUACCACCAAUAACAUAACUUUACUCCCGAACGAAGUAAUACCAUCUUCCGGCGCGGAAGUCAGCUCAAGUGCAUUGACUGGGUCACAGGAUGCCAAGGGGAUUGUUACGUUUGAUUCCAGCGCCAUGGGACCUGGGACAAACCACAAUGCCAAAAACAAUAGCGUGAAGAACGGAGAUGUCAUCCUUUUCAAUCUUCAAACUCUGCAACCGGCAAUGGUAAUCGAGGCGCAUAAGGGAGAAAUAGCAGCGCUCACAAUUAGUCCGGAUGGUACUUUACUCGCCACUGCGUCUGAUAAGGGAACAAUUAUAAGGGUAUUUUCUGUUGAGACAGGUUCGAAAGUUUAUCAAUUCAGAAGAGGCACGUAUCCAACGAAAAUCUGUUCGAUGAGUUUUAGCGAUGAUAAUAGGUUCUUAGCUGCAAGUUCUUCUAGCCGAACAGUCCACAUUUUCAAACUUGCCAAGACUGCAUCUGAUCCCGGCAAAGUAGAUAACCAAAACAGCAGUGACAUUGAAGACCACAGCGUAUUUUCUGGCGAAGACAUUGAGGAUGUGGAAAAUGACGAGAUAGGCUCGAUAGGUAGCCAUUCCGCUGCCAGUUUUGGCUCCUCACAUGACGAUCACCCGGAUCCCCUCAAAGAACCCGUUAUAGAUUCUUCGCGAAGAACGGUCGGUAGAAUGAUACGCAAAUCAUCCCAAAAGCUAUCUAGAAAGGCCGCCAAGACCCUGGGCGCAUAUUUCCCUAUUAAAGUGACCUCAAUUUUGGAGCCAUCCAGACAUUUUGCAAGUUUGAAACUACCCGUCGAAAACAACAAUGCGGUGAAAACCAUAGCCUCAGUCGGCUCCCCGGUCGAGAUUCACAGCUCCGAAUAUCCAGAUCUUUUCGAAGAUGGGUCAUGGGGUUCAAGAGACAGAAAUCAUGGUAUUAUGAAGGUCCUUCCUGUACGAGUCAUUUCGUCCGAAGGGUUCAUGUACAACUACAUCUUGGAUCCUGAGCGUGGCGGCGAUUGUUUACUGCUGAGCCAGUAUUCACUGCUGAUGUCGUGA